This is a messenger RNA of Pseudomassariella vexata, 3210 nucleotides long. RefSeq names its product MCM2/3/5 family protein. Gene Ontology annotation, molecular function: single-stranded DNA binding; single-stranded 3'-5' DNA helicase activity; ATP binding. Gene Ontology annotation, cellular component: MCM complex; nucleus. Bases 123 to 2996 code for a protein of 957 amino acids. Lineage: Eukaryota; Fungi; Ascomycota; Sordariomycetes; Amphisphaeriales; Pseudomassariaceae. The record is from RefSeq and is a predicted model, not a curated record. The transcript is spliced from 3 exons. Gene Ontology annotation, biological process: double-strand break repair via break-induced replication; DNA replication initiation; mitotic DNA replication.
GAACGCGAUUUCAAGCACCCCUCUAAAAUCGCAGAGAUAACCAAUUCCCAUUCAAGCCUUGGACUUCACAGAGAUAAUAUCGUCGGGAUUGUCAUCACGAAACCCACCAUUCCUCACUCACAAUGGCGACACCUAGCGAUUCCGGCCUGUUGAUGUCGGAUGUAUCUAGAGCGGCAGUGACCCCAAAGCAGAGACAAGUCCACAGCAGCUCUUCCGCACGACCUCGAGCGCCUCCCUCCGAAAGUCUGGCAGCCCCAAGCGACGAUGAAGGCGAGGGUUUCGCAGACGACCAAAUCCCGAAUCGCGCAAGGCGUGCCGGCGCAGCAGACAUUCCCCGGGUCGAGGACAGGAUCGGUAUCACCGUGCAAGAGCAUUUCGAGCACUUCAUUGAAGAAUUCAUCGAAGAUCCUGCAUCUUCCGCAGCACCCACUUCCAGCGCCGUAACGACGGACAAAUACUACGUUGCUCAGAUCCAUGGGAUGCGUAUUUACCAGCUGUCGACUUUCUACGUGAACUACGAUCAUGUCGCCGCUUAUCAGAACGGUGCCUUGGCCAAUGCCAUCAACAACCAAUACUACCGUUUCCUCCCUUUCCUCACCAAUGCUCUACACAACAUGAUCGCAAAGUACGAGCCACAAUACUUCCGCGAGCACCGUCAAGCCACCACGUCCAGCAACCAGACCACGUCAGGCGCAAGCAAUGCUGGUUCGGGUUCGGCAAGCCAGUCUGACUCUCAGGGUGGCAAGACGGCCAACCAGCAGACGGACAAGCUUUUCGCCAUUGCUUUUUACAACCUACCCCUGGUCUCGCGGGUGCGCAGUCUACGGGCCAAAAAUAUCGGCCAGCUGCUAUCCAUCUCGGGUACAGUCACCCGAACCUCUGAAGUGCGGCCCGAACUUUCCAUGGCGACAUUUGUCUGCGAGGCAUGCAGAGCGGUGGUGCCAAACGUAGAACAAACCUUCAGAUACACGGAACCCACACAAUGUCCCAACUUGCAAUGCAACAACCGACUAGCAUGGCAACUCGACAUUCGCCAAAGCACAUUCGUGGACUGGCAGAAAGUACGCAUUCAGGAAAACAGCUCUGAGAUCCCGACAGGCAGCAUGCCACGGACUAUGGAUGUGAUUCUUCGUGGUGAGAUCGUUGAUCGUGCCAAGGCAGGCGAGAAGUGCAUCUUCACUGGAGCAUUAAUUGUCGUGCCCGAUGUUUCUCAGCUCGGCCUCCCAGGUGUGCGUCCCACGGCUAUCCGAGAUGACCGAGGCCCUCGCGGUAACGAUGCCGGGGGUAGCGGUGUAUCUGGUCUCAAAUCCCUGGGUGUGCGCGACCUGACCUACCGGCUUGCCUUCCUAGCCUGCAUGACGACACCCGAUGCUUCCACGCCGGGCCAAUCAGCUACCCACCAAGUUCACGACAUCAUCAGUUCGCUUACGCAAGCCAAUGCUGAUAGUGCCGAUACUGUUGAGCAGGCGCAAACUGCAGUCUUAAACUCCAUGACACCUUCCGAGAUUGACGAGUUGCGUGAGAUGGUCCAUAGUGGUCACAUCUACAGCCGACUUGUACAGUCCCUGGCACCGAUGGUGUAUGGUCAUGAAAUCGUUAAGAAGGGCCUCCUUCUCCAACUGAUGUCGGGUGUGCACAAGACAACAGCAGAGGGCAUGGAACUGCGUGGAGACAUCAAUAUCUGCGUCGUGGGUGACCCAUCGACCUCCAAGUCGCAAUUCUUGAAGUAUGUAUGCUCUUUCGCGCCACGUGCCGUCUAUACCAGCGGCAAAGCCUCUUCAGCUGCUGGUCUCACAGCAGCUGUGAUCAAGGACGAGGAAACAGGCGAGUUCACCAUCGAAGCCGGUGCACUCAUGCUGGCAGACAACGGUAUCUGUGCUAUCGACGAGUUUGACAAGAUGGACAUCGCAGAUCAGGUUGCCAUUCACGAAGCUAUGGAACAGCAGACCAUUUCCAUUGCCAAAGCAGGCAUCCAAGCUACUCUAAACGCCCGGACAAGUAUCCUGGCCGCAGCAAACCCCGUCGGCGGUCGAUAUAACCGCAAGACUACGCUGCGAGCAAACAUCAACAUGUCCGCACCAAUUAUGUCGCGUUUUGAUCUCUUCUUCGUCGUCUUAGACGAAUGCAAUGAAGCCGUCGACCGCCAUCUUGCCGAACACAUCGUCGGCAUCCACCAAUUGCGUGACAGCGCUGUUGAGCCUGAAUUCAGCACUGAAUGUUUGCAGCGAUAUAUCCGAUUUGCGCGAACAUUUCGACCUGAAUUCACCCCCGAGGCCAAAGAACGCCUUGUCGUGCGGUACAAGGAGCUGCGAUCCGAUGACGCGCAGGGUGGUGUCGGACGCAAUAGUUACCGUAUCACAGUGCGACAGCUCGAAAGUUUGAUCAGACUGAGCGAGGCCAUCGCCAAGGCCAACUGUGUGGAAGAGAUUUCAGAGGAUUUUGUUGAUGAGGCAUUCAGUCUACUUAGACAAAGUAUUAUCAGUGUAGAACACGAUGACGUCGAGAUGGACGACGAGGAAGACACAUCUGAAGACUCUGCUGAUCUCAUCGCUGCUGCAGACGCGGCCUCUGGCCAGCCUCAAGAGGAGGAUGAGGAAGAGGACUCACCCAUGGCCGAGAACGCAGACGGCGAAGCACCUCAGCCAGAGAAGAAGAAGACAGCCAUCACGUACGACAAGUACAUCCAGAUGGUGAACUUGAUUGUCUCACGAGUCAACGAUGACGAAUCCGCUGGCGCGGGCGAAGGUGUUGAGGCUGAGGAGCUGACUCAGUGGUACCUCGAGCAGAAGGAGGAAGAGCUCGAGGAUGAAGUGGCGUAUAAUGAGGAGAUGAAUGUCACGAAGAUGGUAUUGAAGAAGAUGGUCAAGGACAACAUCCUGAUGACUGUCCGUGGCGAUGGUCUCGCUGCUGAUGACGACGGCAACGCUGCGCAAGGUUCAGCUGCGCAGAAGGUCGUCUAUGUGCUGCAUCCGAACUGUGCAAUUGAAGAAGUUUAGUUUGCGUAGAUAAUGUGUGGAUACCAUUGUAGUCCGAGGGUCCGGUCUAGAGUAUUGGAAUGGAGAUAUGAGAAGAUGUAUUUGAGGCAUCCCUCCGAUAUGAAUAGGGGCGCCUGGAGUUUUGCCCACUUGCGAUGGAUGGAUGAUAAGGGUGAUGUGGUUAUUUAGAAUAUGAACGACUGUAGGUAUGAAUCAGUACCACUUUGAAGACUGC